Molecule: messenger RNA, 960 nt
Organism: Prosopis cineraria
Lineage: Eukaryota; Viridiplantae; Streptophyta; Magnoliopsida; Fabales; Fabaceae
Product: early nodulin-like protein 3
Exons: 2
Coding region: 89-709 (206 amino acids)
Cellular component (GO): plasma membrane
Molecular function (GO): electron transfer activity
Source: RefSeq, a predicted model, not a curated record
CCAUCCAUCCCUUCUAAUCCCAGCGUUAUAGACAGAACUUGCAGCGAUCUGCUCAUUUGCUUCUCUGAUUAAUUACUUCUCUCAUUCAAUGGCUAGCAUGGUUUUAUACAACGUGGGAUUUUUGUGCUUGUUAAUGUUGGUCCAUAAGGGUGGUGCCUACGAGUUCGUUGUCGGUGGCCAGAAGGGAUGGAGCGUCCCAAGUGAUCCCAAUUAUAACCCCUACAAUCCAUGGGCUGAAAGAAGCCGAUUCCAGAUCGGAGACUCCCUGGUGUUCAACUAUCAAUCAGGACAAGAUUCGGUGCUUCAAGUGAAGAGCGAAGACUACGCCAAUUGCAACACGAACUCGCCUAUUGUAAAAUACUCAGACGGCCACACAGUGGUCAAGUUUAAUCAGUCAGGGGCUCACUACUUCAUUAGUGGGAAAAGAGAGAACUGUCUCAAGAACGAGAAGAUCACCGUCAUCGUCUUGGCUGACCGGUCCGGCCGUUCCAACACUACAACCACUUCUCCUCCGCCUUCACCUUCAUCACCUUCACCUUCACCCACCGGUCAGCAGACCCAGUCUCCACCGCCGUCCGCUUCAACCCCAACUCCUUCUCCUGCAAGUGAUCACACUCCUUCGCAUAAUGCUGCUUCUCCUCUCUUCCUCUCCUUCGCCGGAUCUGUUGCCGCACUCGUCGCUUCCGCCACCCUCUCUUUAAAUCUCUAAUUAGUUACAUGGAGUGCUUGCAUGUGGUGCGAGUGAUUUUAGUUUUUCUUUUUUUUAAUUUUUUGAAAACUUUUUAAUUUGUGGGCAUUCGUUAACAUGUUUUGUGGUGGUGUCUUAAUUAAGUCCAAAAUCAUUGUGAUGGUGUUUUAUUUUUAUUUAUUAUUUAUUUUUUUUUUGUGACAUUUAACAAUAAACGGGCAAAUGUAUUGUAAAGGUUUUCAAUGAAAUAAAACCAUUCUUUACUUGUGUAA